This is a messenger RNA of Oncorhynchus kisutch (coho salmon), 1138 nucleotides long. Its product is annotated as mediator of RNA polymerase II transcription subunit 11. The transcript is spliced from 3 exons. Gene Ontology annotation, cellular component: mediator complex. Lineage: Eukaryota; Metazoa; Chordata; Actinopteri; Salmoniformes; Salmonidae. Gene Ontology annotation, molecular function: transcription coregulator activity. The coding region runs from base 209 to 553 and encodes 114 amino acids. Gene Ontology annotation, biological process: regulation of transcription by RNA polymerase II. The record is from RefSeq and is a predicted model, not a curated record.
AUGUGUUGACGUUAUUUCUAUGCGCCCUUUCUAAGAAGGGCUUUUGACGAUGUUCGCUUUCUUUAGUGUGUGGUUUUGACACGAAUGAGUUUGGCAGCAGUUUGGAUUAAUGCAUUGAGUUAACGAACCGUUAGCUACGAUACUGUGCCGUAGCCGUUUCUGUGAAGAUUCGUUUAUCUGAUUGUAUUACUCCCAGUGAGUGAAAGUGAUGGCGAAUGACCGACUGAGAGCUUUGGAGGAGGUUGAGAAUCAAAUUGCAACGAUUCUGCAGUGCGCCGGUAACAUCGUGUUGGAGCUGUCUAAAGACAAGCACAAUGCCAGUUUCCUGGACAGACAGCUUAGUCAGUUUACUGGCUCAGUCAGCAGAGUGGAGACUGAACUCAGCUCACAGAUCAAAUACCUCACACAGGUUGCCACAGGCCAGCCCCACGAAGGCUCCACAUACUCAGCUAGGAAGGACUGUCAGAUGGCCCUGAACAGAGCAGAGUACGCCAGGGUCAAACUGGGAGAGCUGGGACGCACCUGCGAAGUCAUGCUGGAUCCACAACCCUGAGAGAAAACAGUCACACCAGAAAGAUGGUCUGGAUUGUUUUUCAUUUUUCUAUGAUAUUAGUCAGAAAAUGUAUCUGGCUAUGUUUUGUAAUAAAGUUAGUGUUUCGUUACAUUUCCCUAUUUGUUUGAUACAUUCCUUCAUAUUGUAUACACACAGUACACACUAACAAAUAAACACACUGAGACCUGUUUUGUAUGUUAACUGUUUUUAAAAAUGGACAUUUUCUAAAAUGCAGUACAAAAUGAAGAAGCGACAUAUAUUCUCCAAUGCUUUUUAAACCUUUUUACAUUUUUUUUUGCAUUGUGAUUUUGUUCAAUUUUAUUGACUAAAAUAACAUAUUGCUUAUACAGUAUCUUGGUUUCCUUAAUAACAAUAUACUUUGUCUUACUUUAUCUGUGAAUUUAUUAAAUUAUCAGGUAGCGUUUAAGUAUAGUUCUCUAUGAAUCUCAAUUUUAGCAGUAGUAAUAGUUGUAGUAGCUUAAAUUUGUCCUUAAAAGAAAAUAGAAAUCUUGACUCAAUAGUUACAAUAGUCUACAAACCAACAUGAUUCCGUGCAUUUCCAUGGAUACCUCAACUAAGGUGGAA